Micropterus dolomieu (smallmouth bass) is the source of this 2749-nucleotide messenger RNA. RefSeq lists its product as uncharacterized. NCBI's taxonomy places the organism in Eukaryota, Metazoa, Chordata, Actinopteri, Centrarchiformes, Centrarchidae. The coding region runs from base 161 to 1255 and encodes 364 amino acids. The record is from RefSeq and is a predicted model, not a curated record. The transcript has 2 exons.
CGUCAAGGCACAUUGUGCCAGACUGGCAACAGCACAAGAUCCUACAUCUAUUGAACUUUGAAUAGAUCCUGGAACAACACAGCUAACGGGUUACUGAAGUUAUCCGUGCAAAGUCAAUGCUAUAAAGAUACAGCAACUCGCCAGAAGACAGAAAAAAACAAUGACCAUCGAUUUCACUAGACUCAUUUUCAUAUGGCUGCUGCCACUGACAGGAAGCAGCACAGUAACAUCUGGCCAGGAUCACAAUUUCACUCAUGUGACGGCAGGUGAGGUAGGAAAUAAGCUCACUCACGACCAGCUGACAACACAGGAGUUGUCAAGCUUAAAUCCACUCUCAGAGGUCUCAGGUAAACAUUCACUGCAAACAACUCCAACAACGCCUUCGAAGACAUUCUUACCAAAUAUUCAAACAGCACCGACUCCCAAUCCCAUAUCAUCUCAGCUAAACAACUCCAUAGUGGGCAUCAAUUCUUCCACAGAAGUCACAACAUCAGCAACAACGAUGGAAACUAGUCACGGCAGCAACCCAACCAUAACUACAAGAGUACCUCCAAUGCUAAGCAGCUCCACCCAAAGCCUAGACACAGGAAAAACAUCGACCUUCCAACUCACCAGUGAUAAAAUGACACGUCAAACACAGUCUACCAACCUCAUCUCUACUACAACCUCAUCUACCAAACAUGUUGACAGCAAGUCUACAAGGACAAGGCCAGUCACAGGUGGUGAUGCUACACAGUCCACAAAAAGUUCAAUGGCCAUGACAAAGACACCACUCACCCACACCACCAGGGCAAAGAAAAGACAAAAUUCUCUAGAAAAAAAGGCAAAGCCCAAACAGGAAACAACCCACAGUAAAGCAGUAGCAGGACUCAUAGGUGGGGCCCUGGUAUUGAUGAUGGUAGGAUUCCUGGUCAUCUAUAUAAAAAAACAAAAGCUUCAGAGGCAGCAGAUAACAACUACAGACUGGGCUGGCCCUUCACCAUUUUUAGAGGGUGGAGCUGACAACGGCCAGGUAACACUGAGGUCAUCUAACCGAAUUUCUCUCUCUAGCUUCCUGCCUCUGAGGUUGUCCAAAAGGUUGUCCCUGCUCCCGGAAACAGAUGAGGAGUUAGAAGACAUGACACCAGGUACUACGUUUGGAAAUAAACAUCAAGGGAGUUCAUUUGGUCGAGUGGUGGAUGAAAAUGAUGUACAAGAAGGCAAUAAUGAGACUGCUGUAGUUGUUUUAGAAAUGAAAAGCACAGGAGCUGCUUAGGGUCUCAGGUAACCCAAAGUCAACUCCCCACCCCCCAUCGCCAUGCAUCCACUUCCAUUGGUUUCUAGGCAGCAAAAGCUAUGAUUGAAACACAGGAAACUAACUUGUUUUCAUUUGAGGAAAUCAUGACAAGAGAGAAGUGAUGUUUAUCUAGUUCUCUACUGUAGAGUGUAGCAGUAAAAUAUGAACACAGAAGGUCACAAUUAAAGAAAGGAAAAUAUAUAGUAUCAACAACAUUUAUUAUCAUUAACAGUAGGGAAAAAAUGGAUUUUAUUUAUCGUGUGUGAUGCACAGGGCAAAGUUGGAGUCAUAAGUUAGGUUAUUGGAGGCUUUCCUGUAAGUCACCCUGGCAUUAUAGUUAUCAGCAAGGUCACUCCAGGGAUUUUCAGCUUAGACCCCUGCUGUAUUUUCUUUAACACAGAGACCAGGAGAGUGAAAAUCAUCUUCUCUGCCCUCUGUGUGUUGCUGUGCUACUGGGAAAAACAUAACCAUAAGAUACAUGCAGACAUUUUUUUCAUCUAGUAGCUGAUGAAAAAGCAGAAGGAUAUGUGGUGGUGAGAACAAACCGUGAUACUUUCGGUGCAGCACAGAGGCCAGCAUACUGUUUAACCCAUGUUAACAGCUGUGAAUACCACAGGCGUAAUACCAAUGUUUGCAUUUCUACACUGGGCUUAGACUUAUAGACUGCUUAUAACUGAGUUUUGCUCCAUCUUGCGCCAGUGGAAGUGUGGGCACCACCAUCAUAAAAUAGAAACCACUGGCUACAGGACUGUUUGCCACAAACCCCAUUUUCCCAUGCCUGAGCACUUUCACCUCCCAGCUGCACCUUCUGCUGUCAGGGUCUUUCUACUGGAAGUUCUAAAUGAAGCUUUGAAAAACAAUGAAACACACUGAAACUACACAAAAUGAAAAUGUCUGGGACAUCAAAGCCAUUCCAGGUGGAUUCACCGGGACCUGUUCUAUUAGCGUCUAGAAAUCUAACCUGCAUCAGCGUAUUAGCAAAAUGUACAUGUGAUGAUUUUUUUGGUGUGAUUCUGAACCCAGGUUUCAAGGAUUCAGCAGUUUGUUAAGCAUUUUUAAUGAAUUUCUACAAUUACUACUUGUGCAGCCUCGUUUUGUGCCCUUAAUUUGCAAUUUAGAGCACAUUAGAAAGGGCUAGAAGUGUAAGAUGGGAGAAGGUACUCCCCAGUGCUUCAGGGGGGUUAAGGGUUAAUGCUUAUUCAUAUGUUAACUGUUAUGUCCAAGUAAAUGCUUUUCUGUAAAUAUCUAUUUUUUCAUUUGUUUCUUAUGUUGUAUCUGAAGACAAUUCUGAAUCUUAACCAAAGAAAAAAGCCAAGGGAAGUUGGUUUCUGUCACAUGUCUUCGAGUGGUUGUGGUUAUGGUUUUGGAUGUGAUGUUAAAAACAAACCAAUUCCACCUACCAAACAGUUCUACAGCUGUAUAUUAACUGGUUGCCUUGAAUGAGUUUAACUAAUAAAAUAUUGAAAACUGGCA